AUGCUGCCCGAGCUGGAGGGGCUGCUGCUGCAGCAGCACAGCACCUCGGAGGUGCCGCCGCCAUCGUCGGGCGUGCUGACCCGCCAGCGCUUGCAGCGCCAGUCCAGCCUGGACCUGCCGCCGCUGCCCCCCACGCAACAGCGCGAUGAAGGGCUGGGGCUGGCCCGCCAGCUCAGCCUAUCGGCGCCAGCGGCGAGCGCGGCAGGCUCGCAGGCUCCAGCAAACGGCGGCGCCCGCAAGCGCGCCGCCGGAGGGCGUCCCAAGGCUGCCAAGGUGGAUCUCGCCUCGCUGCCAGACGAGGAGCGCAGGCUGGAGCAGCGCAAGGAGAAGAACCGCGCGACGGCGGCGGCCUCCAGGCAGCGACGCCUGGACCGUGUGGCUGCCCUGGAGGCGCGCGUCGCGGAGCUGGAGGGGGAGAACGAUGCGCUGCGGCGCCUGCUGGCCGCCCACAGCAUACAGGCGCCUGCGCCCGCUGGCUCUGCCGACCAACGCCAGCCUGGAGCCCCUCUGCCCAGCUGUGAUGCUGACACAACCUCUGGACCCGCACCAGCGCCGCUCGGUCCCUCAGAGCAGGUCUGCCAGGCGGCCGCCUUCAUGGCACUGUCCCGCCACACCUCGCUGCCCGGCGGCGGCGCCGCGCCUGCCUCCGCAGCCCAUGUGCCAGCAGCUCCCGCAGUACCGCCCGCAUCACACGUGUCGGCCCUGGCCGUCUCGGCAGCUGCGGCGGCCGCUGCGUCGGACCUGGCGGCAGAGCUGGGGCUGGGCCCUGUGGCGGCUCCCGGGCUGGGCCCCCUGGACCAGCAGCAGCCCUUCCACCAGCCGCAGCCGUCAACGGCGGUCACGGCACCGGCAGCGGCGGCAGUCGAUGAGGAGGCUGACACCUGCAGCAUCAACUCCCCGCUGCCCCAGGCCCCGCAUGGGCUGGCCGGUGGCGUGCUGCUGUGGCCGCGGCAGGGCGAGGCGCCGGGGCAUGCGCUGCCACAGCCUCUUCAGCCCACACUGGGCGCCAGCGCGGCAAUCAGGGCAGGGGACGUUGAGGCAGAGGCCGCUCAGCGCCGUGGCGCCGCAGCUGCCGUGCUGGCUGCGAUGGGUCGGGAGCAGAAGGCGCAGUUCCUGCAGCGCCUGCAGCAGCUGCGCCCAGAGCUGUCAGGCCUGGCGGGCAGCCUGCUGACUUCACUGACGGCGCCUCAGGCUAAACAUAUGGCGCAACAGGCUGGCGACGAUGGAACCGCCGGUAUGGAUGCUGCACCUGCCGCUGGCUGGCCCGUCGCCGCCGUUGCUCAAGAGCACGAGCUGCUGUCACAGGCGGCCGCAGCUGCCGCUGCGGGCGGCAUCGCUGGCUGGCAGUUGGGCUUGGGAUCCUUGCCUCUGGCUGCGGCACUUGCCACCCCUCCCGGGGCUCGCACCGGCCUGACGCCACCUCGGCUGUCAGCGGGUGCUGCCGCCGCCCUGCUCGCCUCCCCCCAGCCGCUGCUCAACCUGUUCAGCCCCUGA
Molecule: messenger RNA, 1494 nt
Organism: Chlorella variabilis
Lineage: Eukaryota; Viridiplantae; Chlorophyta; Trebouxiophyceae; Chlorellales; Chlorellaceae
Exons: 3
Coding region: 1-1494 (497 amino acids)
Biological process (GO): regulation of transcription by RNA polymerase II
Cellular component (GO): nucleus
Molecular function (GO): DNA-binding transcription factor activity, RNA polymerase II-specific; RNA polymerase II cis-regulatory region sequence-specific DNA binding
Source: RefSeq, a predicted model, not a curated record